Molecule: messenger RNA, 1416 nt
Organism: Oryza brachyantha (malo sina)
Lineage: Eukaryota; Viridiplantae; Streptophyta; Magnoliopsida; Poales; Poaceae
Product: heavy metal-associated isoprenylated plant protein 6
Exons: 4
Coding region: 170-1225 (351 amino acids)
Molecular function (GO): metal ion binding
Source: RefSeq, a predicted model, not a curated record
AUGCCAGCCCACCCCGCGCCGCCAUUUUCCUCUCUUCGUCAAAACUCAAAAUCAAAUCCAGAGCCGAGCCGAGCAGACCGGGAGAGGUGACCCGUCGAUUCGAGGCACACACGACCACACGGUAGCGGACGCGUGCGAGGAGGAGGAGGAGGAGGGAGUUCCACGAUCCAUGGGGGAUGAGAAGGCUCCGAAGGGCGCCGCCGAGCCGGUGGUGCUGAGGAUGGAGUUGCAUUGCGCCGGCUGCGCGCAGAAGGUCAAGAAAUCCAUCAAGCACUUCGCCGGGGUGGAGUCGAUUGUGGCGGACACGGCGACGAACACGGUCGUCGUGGCGGGGACGGCCGACGCGGCCGCGCUUAAGGCGAGGAUCGAGGCGAAGACCAAGAAGCCCGUCGAGAUCGUCUUCGCCGGCGGCCCUAAGAAGGCCGCCGCCGCCGCCGCGGAGCCCAAGGCCGUCAAGGACGGCGGCGAUGGCGGCGAGAAGAAGGGGGACAAGGACGCCCAGCCGAAAGAGGAGAAGGGGAAGAAGCAACCGCCGGAGGAGAAGAAACCCAAAGAGGAGACGGUGCUGCUCAGGAUCCGUCUCCACUGCGACGGCUGCGCCGACCGCAUCAGACGACGCAUCUACAAGAUCAAAGGGGUGAAGGAAGUGGUAAUAGACGGCAAUGCCAAGGACGAGGUGAAGGUGUCGGGCACGAUGGACGUGCCGGCCAUGCUGACCUAUCUCACCGAGAAACUCAACCGCGCCGUGGAGGCCGUGGCGCCCGGCAAGAAAGACGGCGGCGGCGACGACAAGAAGAAGGACAAGGGCGGUGACGGCGGCGGCGACAAGAAGAAAGACGCCGCGCCCGCCACCGGCGACAAGAAGGACAAAGGCAAGAGCGUCGAGGUCGCGGGCCCGUCCACCGCCGCCGCCGCGGCGUCCAUGGCGCCGGCGCCGGCCGAGGCGAGCACGUACCACGUCUCGCCGUACGGCUACGGCUACGUCGCCUACCCGCAGCAGCAGGGCCCUCCCCCCAGCUACUACCAGUACUACGGCGGCGGCAAUGGCGACGGCUUGGGGUACGCCUACCCCAAUGCCGGCGGCGGCGCCUACUACCACCCCCACCCCAACGACGUCCCCAACCACCAGCCGCCGUCGUACCCGCCGUACCCCUACCACCUCGACAUGUCGCCGGCGCCGCAGCUGUUCAGCGACGAGAACCCCAAUGCCUGCUCCGUCAUGUGAUCGCCAUGUGAGCUCAGAGGCAAAUCGGACGACAUGUACAUACCAACCGAGGACUUAGUCGUAGAAGAUCAGAUGCAUCCACCAACGUGUGCUGUGCUUCCGAUCAAUUUUUGUCCAAAACUUACCCUUUUCUUGUAGCCCUGAUCAAUUCUUGCACUAGUUAAAUUUGAUCUAGCUUGAGUAUUAUCUGA